GUUCAGACUCAGCGAGCGUGGAUCGAGAGAACUUUCCAGAAGAGAGAAUGUAUCCAGAUUACUCCCGGAAAAGACCCCAGCAGGUGCGGUUGUGGUCAGCUGGUGUUACAGCACACCCCCACCCCUCCCAGAGAGGACUCCCUGUCCCCGCUGGACGUCCCACCCCCCGAGAGAUGGAGUCCUCUCAAACACACCCAGACCUCGUCCACCGACGCCUAUGGGGUGGUCGAGUUCCAGGGGGGGGGGCACGUCAACAAGGCCAUGUACAUCCGGGUGUCCUACGACUCGAAGCCGGACCACCUGCUGCACCUGAUGGUGCAGGAAUGGCAGCUGGAGCUGCCCCGGCUGCUGGUCUCCGUGCACGGGGGCCUGCAGAAUUUCGACCUGCCCCCCAAGCUCAAGCAGGUGUUCGGUAGAGGACUCAUCAAAGCCGCCGUGACCACCGGAGCCUGGAUCUUCACCGGGGGGGUCAGCACCGGAGUGAUCCGCCACGUCGGGGACGCUCUCAAAGAUCAUUCGUCGAAGUCCAGAGGGAAAGUCUGCGCCAUCGGCCUCGCGCCCUGGGGCAUCGUGGAGAACAAGGAGGAUCUCAUCGGCAGAGAUGUGACGCGUCCCUACCAGACGAUGUCCAACCCGCUCAGCAAGCUGUCGGUGCUGAACAGCAGCCACUCCCACUUCAUCCUGGCCGACAACGGGACCAGCGGCAAGUACGGCGCCGAGGUGCGGCUCCGCCGGCAGCUGGAGAAGCACAUCGCCCUGCAGAAGAUCAACACACGUCUGGGUCAGGGCGUCCCGGUGGUGUGUCUGGUCCUGGAGGGGGGUCCAAACAUCAUCUCUGUCGUGUUGGAGAGUCUGAGGGAGGACCCCCCGGUCCCGGUCGUCGUCUGUGACGGCAGCGGCCGCGCCUCUGACAUCCUUUCCUUUGCACACAAACACUGUGGGGAAAACGGGUUGCUAAGCAACACCUUCAAAGAUCAGCUGCUCGUUACCAUCCAGAAAACCUUCAACUACAGUCGCAGCCAAGCUCAGCAGAUCCUCCUCCUGGUGAUGGAGAGCAUGAAGAAGAAGGGGCUGAUCACGGUGUUCAGGAUGGGCUCAGAGGGACAACAGGACAUCGAGAUGUCCAUCCUCACCGCUCUGCUCAAAGGGACCAAUGCGUCUGCGUCUGAUCAGCUGAGUUUGGCUCUGGCCUGGAACCGAGUGGACAUCGCUCGCAGUCAGAUCUUUGUGUUCGGAAACCACUGGCCGCCCAUGAGCUCUCUAACCAGCGACCGGCCCAAGAGUCCCGCGGCCCAGCGCGCACCAGCAGGGGGCGCCGGAGGGAAGGGGAAAGCCCGUGGGAAGAAAGGAAAAGGAGGAAAAACCAAACCUGAACCGCCGGAGGAGACGGACCCGAGAAAACUGGAACUGCUCAGCUGGGUGAACUCUCUGGAACAGGCCAUGAUGGACGCCCUGGUGUUGGACCGCGUCGACUUCGUGAAGCUGCUGAUCGAGAACGGCGUCAACAUCCAUCACUUCCUGACAAUCCCCCGGCUGGAGGAGCUCUACAACACGAAGCUGGGCCCGGCCAACACACUCCACUUUGUAGUCCGAGAAGUGAAAAAGGGGAACCUCCCCCCCGACUACCAGAUCACGCUGAUUGACAUCGGCCUGGUGCUGGAGCUCCUGAUGGGUGGAGCGUACCGCUGCAACUACACCCGCAAGAGCUUCAGGACACUGUACAGCAACCUGUACGGCCUCAAGAGACCGAAAGCUCUGAAGCUUCUUGGGAUGGAGGACGACGAGCCGCUUGCGAAGGGGAAAGGGAAGAAGAAGAAUAAGAAGGAAGAGGAAGUGGACAUCGACGUGGACGACCCCGAGGUCAGCCGCUUCCUGUACCCGUUCCACGAGCUCAUGGUGUGGGCCGUGCUCAUGAAGCGCCAGAAAAUGGCGCUGUUCCUAUGGCAACGCGGCGAGGAGGCCAUGGCCAAGGCGCUGGUGGCCUGUAAGCUCUACAAGGCCAUGGCCCACGAGUCCUCUCAGAGCGAGCUGGUGGACGACAUCUUCCAGGACCUGGAGGACAACUCCAGGGAGUUCGGCGCCCUGGCCUACGAGCUCCUGGACCAGGCCUAUAAGCGAGACGAGCAGGUGGCGAUGAAGCUGCUGACGUACGAGCUGAAGAACUGGAGCAACUCCACCUGCCUGAAGCUGGCGGUCGCCGCCAAGCACCGUGACUUCAUCGCACACACCUGCAGCCAGAUGCUGCUCACCGACAUGUGGAUGGGCUGCCUCCGGAUGGGCAAGAGCAACAGCCUCAAAGUGAUUGUAGGGAUCGUCUUCCCGCCUGCAAUCCUCCUCAUGGACUUCGGUCUUGGAGACGAAGCUUCGGAGCAUUCCAGACACAACGAAGACGACAAAACCAGAGACGACGACAACAAAUCCAGCAAGGAUGGUGUAUCCAACGUGGACGCCAUGUCAAAGAAAGGAGACGAAGAAGAAGAGCAGAAAAAAACGAGGACUCCCAUCGGGAAGAAGAUCUACGAGUUCUACAACGCUCCCUUCACCAAGUUCUGGUUCAACACGGCAAGGAGAUAUAUUGUAUAUGUAUAUAUAUAUAUAUAUAUAUAUAUAUCAUUAUGUGAUUGGCUGCCUUGACCCUUUCUCCCAGUAACGCGCUGUGAUUGGCUGCAGAUCCUGAUGUCAGAGCCGGGGAAGCUGAAGCAGAAGAUCAACGUGUGGCUGGAGGACUACUGGAACAUCACGGACCUGGCGGCCAUCUCGGUGUUCCUGCUGGGGCUGCUGCUGCGGCUGCAGGGCGAGCCGUCGCUAGGCUACGGCCGCGUCAUCUACUGCGUCGACAUCAUCUUCUGGUACAUCCGCGUCCUCGACAUCUUCGGAGUCAACAAGUACCUGGGCCCCUACGUCAUGAUGAUCGGCAAGAUGAUGAUUGACAUGCUGUACUUCGUGGUCAUCAUGCUCGUGGUCCUGAUGAGCUUCGGCGUGGCGCGCCAGGCCAUCCUGCACCCUGACGAGGAGCCCACCUGGCGCCUGGCCCGGAACAUCUUCUACAUGCCGUACUGGAUGAUCUACGGCGAGGUGUUCGCCGACUCCAUCGACCUUUACGCGAUGGAAAUAAAUCCUCCGUGUGGAGACAACCUGUACGACGAGGACGGAAAAAAGCUCCCCCCCUGUAUCCCCGGGGCCUGGCUGACCCCCGCCAUCAUGGCCUGCUACCUGCUGGUGGCCAACAUCCUGCUGGUCAACCUGCUGAUCGCCGUCUUCAACAACACCUUCUUCGAGGUGAAGUCCAUCUCCAACCAGGUGUGGAAGUUCCAGCGGUACCAGCUGAUCAUGACGUUCCACGACCGGCCCAUCCUGCCCCCCCCCCUCAUCAUCCUCCCGCACGUCUUCAUCGCCCUGAGGGGGCUCUGCUGCCGGGGGGGCCGGGUGGGCCGCCGAGGGGGGGGGGACGGGGACCGCCACGACCGCGAGAGGCGCCUGCAGCUGGUCCUGAGCCCCGAGGAGCUGAAGAAUCUCCACGAGUUCGAGGAGCAGUGUGUCGAGGAGUAUUUCAGAGAGAAAGAAGACGAGAAACAGUCGUCCAACAACGAGAGAAUCCGAGUCACGUCUGAGAGGGUGGAGAACAUGUCUAUGCGUCUAGAGGAGGUGAACGAGCGUGAGCACUCGAUGAAGGCGUCCCUGCAGACCGUGGACCUGCGUCUGUCUCAGCUGGAGGACUUCUCUGGACGCAUGGCGACGGCUCUGGAGAAACUGGCCGGGGUGGAUCACGCCGAGCUGGUCCAGUCCCGGGGAUCCUCAGUGUCUGAACCGGCGGCUCUGCAGCGGCACAGCAGCCUCGGCAGCGCAGACGGAUACAGCCUGUACCGGUACCAGCUGGACCACGAGGACCGCGGGUCUGUGGCCGGGGACAUGGAGGGGACAGACAGGAAGUUACCACCCAGUCCAGAAAGAGCGGCAGGAAACCCGACAGGGGAAGUGAAGGAGUUUGGCUCGACUCUAGAGGUGCGAGGACGGACGGAGAGGACGCCAUCUCUGUCCAGCGUGGACAUCCUGAUCUCGCCGUGUGUCCCCGACCGCGUCCCCGCUGUAGAGAAAGCCCGUCUGGAGGCGGCGGCGUCCUUCCCUCUUCAGAGGUCAAAGGUCACGCAGCAUUCAUCAAUCCCGAGCAUUGGCGCCGCCAACAGGAAGUCCAUCAGUGCCCGCGGGUCUCCCAACGAAGGAGCAUUCUCGCCGCCCGGGGGGGAACGGCAGGGGGAGGAGCCAUGGGAGGAGGACAAGGAGUACCCCACACUGCGCUCCAAGAGUCUCCAUGGCAACCCGAGGAAGGCGAGGGAGAGCGAGGAGCCGCGGCGCUCGGCUGGCAGCGUCACAGACCUCAGACCCGCGGAGCACUAG
This is a messenger RNA of Etheostoma cragini (Arkansas darter), 4395 nucleotides long. RefSeq names its product transient receptor potential cation channel subfamily M member 1-like. NCBI's taxonomy places the organism in Eukaryota, Metazoa, Chordata, Actinopteri, Perciformes, Percidae. Gene Ontology annotation, molecular function: calcium channel activity. The annotation marks the transcript as partial. The transcript has 26 exons. Gene Ontology annotation, cellular component: membrane. Gene Ontology annotation, biological process: calcium ion transport into cytosol; protein tetramerization. The record is from RefSeq and is a predicted model, not a curated record.